AUGCUGUCGCACCUCAAGGAACUCAAAGUCGAGAAGGGGAAGGAAAUCAGCUAUGGUCACGUAGAGAGCUCUGUGGAAUUGAGUCCUGGGGGCUUCAGGGACUCGACUAGCACUGACAAUAAUGUCGAGACUGGUAAAUCGCGGCAUCGACUACAUUCGAAGCCCGAGGAGCUGUCAGAUGACGAUGUGGACACGGACGCAUCAACCGCUAAGAUUGACAGCAGAAUGUUAGGACAUGACCCGCGCUUUCGUGUGAAUGGUAUAUUAGUUGAUAGUGAGGUAAAGGGCGGAGCACGGAGUGGAUGGGAGGGCGUUUACGAAAUUAUGUUCAAAAGCAUAACACCUACAGGCCAGCGCGUGGCGCUUGUGCUGCUGGUUAUGGUGUCCAUGAGUGUUGUGGUUGCCGUUUUGGACAGUGUGGACGAUUUCCGAGACGACAUUGGCAACUAUUUGCUGGCUUUAGAAGCCUUUUUCACUGUAGUCUUCACAGUGGAAUAUUGUCUGCGCUUACUCUCACUUCGGAAUCCAAGCAGUUUUGCUUUCAGUUUGAUGGGGUUUGUCGAUAUGUGUGCAUUAGUGCCAUCGUAUUUGGGAUUCAUUCUACCAGAUGCAAGACCAUUGUUACACUUGGCAGUAUUGCGGAUAUUUCGAGUCAUGCGCGUCUUUCGAUUGCUAAGAUUAGCGCGAUUCGUGGAUGCGGGUGCUGCUUUAAGUGACAAUAUUGAGACCAACAAGCGACGGAUUGCCGUGUUUCUCGUUGCACUAUUUACGAUGAUUCUUGUGAUUGGAUGUGCUAUGUACUUGAUUGAAGGCGAUAGUCACGACUUUUCCAAUAUUCCCAUUAGUCUUUACUGGACUGUUGUGACCAUGACCACCGUGGGAUACGGUGAUAUAUCACCACAUACAAUCGUUGGUCGUAUGCUUGCAACGGUUGUCAUGUUCGUGGGGUACGGAAUAAUUGCGUGUCCGCUCAUUUUAAAUCAAACAGGAUCGCAGGAUAUUCUGACCGAAGUUAUCGAGUGUCCACGUUGCUUCCGUCGGCUACACCAAGAUGAUGCUAAUUUUUGCCGUGUCUGUGGUACAUCACUCCGCCAGCCACGCGUCAAAAGUCUCAAGGCGCGUCGUGACCGUCGUCUCCGCCUUGCAAAGCUGCAACUCCAGGUCCCAGAAAACGGACUUCAAAUGUCCACAUCAUCUACAAUGAGGUCCAACAUGCGUUUGCUUCCCGAAGGACUUGAUUCAACGCGGACAAUUGACUCAGCGAUGGGAUAG
Molecule: messenger RNA, 1272 nt
Organism: Plasmopara halstedii
Lineage: Eukaryota; Oomycota; Peronosporomycetes; Peronosporales; Peronosporaceae
Product: chloride channel family
Exons: 3
Coding region: 1-1272 (423 amino acids)
Biological process (GO): potassium ion transmembrane transport
Cellular component (GO): membrane
Molecular function (GO): voltage-gated potassium channel activity
Source: RefSeq, a predicted model, not a curated record